UGCUAUUUGUUCAGGAUUAAAUUUUCUGAUCAAUUAUUUAACAUUUUCAAUAACAGAAAGCCUUGAAAAUAUUAAAUUGAAUUAGAACUUGAAUUGAACUUCUUCACUGAAUUCUAUUUUUGUGUCAAAUUCUUUAUAACCAAGAAGUCACAAAUAUGGAUUUAUUUCAACUUAGAUAAAAUUUAUGUUAGAAUCUUGCCAAAGCCUUCUAAUGAAACAGGAAAUAAAACUGAUAAUAUAAAAUUAAUUUCUCCUCCUGAAAUCAUUCAUCCUAUUCCUGUAAGUCAAAUAAAACAAGAAGUAGAAGAAGUGAUUCUUCCAAGUAAUGAUGAACAUCUUAUUUCAAAUCAAGUUUCCCAAGCUUCUUCAGCAGCUACUUCAGUUCAGACUACUACAGUUCCAAAAGUUUCUAUAGAUACUUCUAUACAAAAUUCUCAAAUUCCCAUAAUUACAUCAGUUAAUAAUGGACAUGUACCCCAUGUUUCUAUGAUAUCAUUUCAAAAAGUACCUGACAUAUCUCCUCAAGUUCCAAUAAUUACUUCAGUACAGAGUGAGCAAUCUUCUCAACUUCCUAUGAUUACCUCAGUACAGAGUGGUGAUAUUGAUGAUUUGAUUAACAGUGACUAUAAGAUUAAAAAGCAAAAUGUUCCAUCACCACCAAAUGAAAUCAAAAUCAUCACUAUACAAAAAAGUGCUGUAAAAAAUAGACACAACUCUGCAUGGAUGAAAUAUAACUCAAUCAAUCAGGACAAACAAAAGCAUGUGGAAACAAUGAGACCUAGGAGGAAGGUUGUAACAACAAUUGAAAUGAAAAAGCAACUUAUCAUGAAGCAUGAAAGUGGUGCACGUGUGACAGAUCUGGCAGCCAUGUAUAAGAUGCCAAGGUCAACAGUGUGCACUAUUCUUAAGAAUAAGGAAGCAAUAAAAGCAGCAAAUGUGGCUAAAGGUGUGACAACGUUAACCUCCAGGAGAUCACAUAUUAUUGAGGAGAUGGAAAAACUCCUCCUAGUGUGGAUAAAUGAGAAACAAUUGACUGGUGAUAUCAUCUCUGAGAGGAUUAUUUGUGAAAAAGCCAAGCAGCUACAUAGUGACAUUAAGAAAUGCACACCUGUAACCAGUGCUGAAAGUGAGGAGUUUAAGGGAAGUAGGGGAUGGUUUGAAAAAUUUAGGAAAAGAACUGGAAUCCAUAGUGUGAUGCAUGGAGAGGCUGCUAGUACUAAUGUGGGGGAAGUUGAAAAGUUUGUGAAAAGGUUUAAGCACUAUGUGGAUAGUGAGGGAUUUCUGCCUCAGCAAGUAUUCAGUUGUGAUGAGACAGGCCUCUUCUGGAAGAAAAUGCCUAAGAGAACCUUUAUUACAAAAGAAGAGAAAGCUAUAUUGGGACAUAAGCCUAUGAAAGAUAGACUUACUCUGCUGCUUUGUGGUAAUGCUAGUGGAGAUUGUAAGAUAAAGCCUUUGCUUGUGUACCAUACUGAAAAUCCACAUGUGUUUAAAAAGAACAAUGUAAUAAAGAGCAGGCUCAAUGUUAUGUGGAGGGCAAACAUAAAAUCACAGAUUACCAAGCAGUUCUUUACUGAAUGGGUUCAUGAGGAGUUUGCUCCUUCUGUGAAGGCUUAUCUUACUGAAAAGAACUUACCACUGAAAGCUCUUCUAGUCAUGGACAAUGCUCCUGCUCAUCCUCCAGGUUUACAGGAAGAUUUGGUGGGUGAAUCCAGCUUCAUCAAGGUAAUUUUCUUGCCUGCCAAUAGCACAUCUCUCAUCCAACCCAUAGACCAGCAAGUCAUCUCAAAUUUCAAAAAACUGUACACCAAGGCAAUGUUUCAGAGGUGCUUUGAGAUGACCAAUGAAACAGAACUGACCCUCAGAGACUUUUGGAAGGAUCAUUAUGACAUCCUUCAUUGCUUAAGGAUCAUCGAUAAAGCAUGGAGGGAAGUUUCUCUCUGGUCAAUGAACUCUGCUUGGAAGAAACUCUAUCCAGAUUGUAUUUCAGCCAGAGACUUUGAAGGCUUUGAACCAGCAUCUGUGGUGAAUGAAAUUGUCUCUCUGGGUAAGUGCAUGGGGUUGGAGAUGAAUGAUGAGGAUGUCGAGGAAUUAGUGGAUGAUCACAAGAUUGAACUAACCAUAGAAGAACUUCAACACCUUCACAAUCAGCAACAAAAAGAAGUUGCAGAGGAAAUUUUUUCAGAGGAGGAAGCCAAGAUAAUUUCUAGUGCUGAAAUUAAAGAACUGUGCUCUGUUUGGGACAGAACACAGGCUAUUGUUGAAAAUUGGCACCCUAACAAAAUAGUGGUGAAUAGGAGCAUUAACUUGUUUAAUGACAAUGUGAUGGCCUACUUCAGGAACAUUCAGCAAAGUCGCCAACACCAGACUACAUUGGAAAGGUUCUCUGUAGAAAAAGGAAAAAGUGAACCAAAACCCCCAAUCAGUAGUGUUAAGAGGCAGAAGAAAGAAAGAAUACCAGAAGUAAAGUUAUUUGGUGUGUUUAUUGAAAGUGACUCUCCUUCCAAACAGUAACCUUUUUCUUCCUCUCCACAAGCCACAUGGGACAUCACACUCCUCACUAAGGUACAGUAAAUGCAAUUUUCAUUUUAUUAUACAGUAUUUACAUAUUUUGUUUUCAUGUUUUAAUUUAUUACUUAGGUCAUUUAAUGGUGUAAGUUUUACCUUAAAUUAUGUUUGCUGUUUUAAGUUUAUCAAAAUGGGUAUUGUUUAGGGUCUGGGAACAUAUUAAUUCACUUUCCAUUAUUUCUAAUAACGAAAAUUGAUUUGGACUUCAAACAAUUCAGAAUUCAAAUGACCUCCUGAAAUGAAUUAAAUUUGAAGUAUAAGGCACUACUGCAUAUAAAUUUGUUUCUAAUGUAAUAUAAUCUACAAUUGUGUCAUCAGUAUUAAAAUUAAAAUAUGCAAAUUGAACACCUACCACAACUAAGAAAUAGUUAUUUUGUGGUUGCUCAAACUGUUUGAUUUAUAUCUGUUUUCCCAUUUCCAAACGUGGGAUGUGAAUUUUUAUUCUCUUUGUUAGUACUUCUUCUUCAUCAGUAUUUUUCAGUUCUUUUCUAAUAGUGACACCCUCAGCUUGAUAAUUUUUUUUUUGUUAUAUCCUAUAUCUUUAUCAAUAUAGAGUUACUGCUCUUUUAGUAAUACACAUAAGAAAUGUUAUGGCACUAUUCAGCACUAUAUUUCAAGACACUGAUGGGCUCCAGUGUCAUGAAAUAUAGUGCUGAAUGAACAAUGAACACUGGUAGUUGGUCACAGAUUUGCAUUUCAUCAACAGGCUGGUAAUAUGGAGUUUUCUUCACAUGUCUAACAACUAAAUAGGGGCCAGUUUCCCAUAGAAAGUUCUCCCAGGAGGUACUCCUUUUCUUGGGAGAUUGCCCACAUGUUGUGUCAUCCAUUUUGUGGCAUCAUUGCAGCACUAAGUGACUAAGUGUGCCACAGCACCCUGGUUGUAAACCACUGCUCUACAUUAUCUUUUCUGGCACUAGAAAUAUUGUCUUCACCAUCAUCAUCAUGUGGCAAUCCUAAUUACUUUUUCUUAUUACCAGCUAGUCUCAAAGUUGUUUCUGCAAAUCCAGAAAGCUGAUUACCAGUCAGAUUAUCAGGAAUUUUUCUUCUUCAGAUAUGUUGUCUUUGUCACUAAGCUGGUAGUUUUCAGGAGGUUGAAUAUACAGGGGGUGCAAAAGUAGGUAUACAGAUAUUAUUAAGAGAAAAAAACAUACAGGGAGAAAAUAUGAAAAAAAAACAUUUACUUUUAUGUACAAAUUAAAUCACAAAUAAGGAAUAUGAAUUAAUAAAAGAUAAUAAAAAUAAUAAUAUACAAAUGUUUGGUGGUCAUUUUCUCAGAUUCUCUACUGUAUACCUACUUUUGCACCCCCUGUAUAUCAUCAUUGGUGUAAUUCAAUUCUUCAAUUUAAGAAUUUCUUAAACAAUGCAACGUCUAUAAUACAAGAAUGUUUUUAAACAUAUCCUUCAGUAUAAAGCAAUAAUUAUAUUGCUAUCUACAGGGUUCCUACACAUCUGGAAAGUCGGGAAUUUUCAUUAGCGUUCAGAAAGUCAUGGAAAGU
Messenger RNA from Centruroides sculpturatus (bark scorpion), 4061 nucleotides. RefSeq names its product tigger transposable element-derived protein 1-like. The transcript is spliced from 5 exons. Gene Ontology annotation, cellular component: nucleus. Lineage: Eukaryota; Metazoa; Arthropoda; Arachnida; Scorpiones; Buthidae. The coding region runs from base 487 to 2511 and encodes 674 amino acids. Gene Ontology annotation, molecular function: DNA binding. The record is from RefSeq and is a predicted model, not a curated record.